UGGGGCCUUGUCGUCAUGCACCACCGCAAUGGCCAUUACCCGAGUCUGGAAGCAUCGCUAGCAUUUCGAUCCUCUCCCUCGCCUUCAAAACCUCCGGGGAACACUCCAACCAUCGCAGUCGUCAUUCAAGUGAAUUCCAUUCUCGUAUUGCACCGAACAAGAACUUUUCUGUUGACCAGUGAUCUUGAAUCUUUCGUAAAUUUUAGCUGUAGUCGGAUUUACGUUUUCGCAAUGGCGGAAUUCCGACCCGCACAAGAGCAGUCGCAGCACCCUGGAGAGGAGCAUUUGAUGGAUCCUGUGCCUCGUCACCACGGAACCAACUACAAGGCUGCUGGCAAGUUGAAGGGAAAGAUAGCUCUAGUGACAGGCGGUGACUCCGGCAUAGGUCGUGCCGUGGGCGUGCUCUUCACACGAGAAGGUGCCACAGUGGCCUUCACAUAUGUGAAAGGAGCGGAAGAAAAAGAUGCGGUAGACACGAUUAAUUUGCUGAAGCAGUACAAGGCAGAAGGUGGUGGCGAAGGAGAACCUCUUGCAAUUCCCUGCGAUCUAGGAUUCGACGAGCAGUGCAAGAAGGUUGUAGACAAAGUCGUUGAGAAGUAUGGCCGAAUCGACAUCCUGGUCAACAAUGCGGCAGAGCAGCACGUCGUGGAGAACAUUGAGGAUCUCCAGCCUGAGCAGCUGGAGCGGACGUUCCGCACCAACAUCUUCUCCCAGUUUUACCUCGUAAGACAUGCCUUGAAGCAUAUGAAAGAGGGUAGCUGUAUUAUUAAUACGACUUCCGUUAAUGCAUUCAAGGGCAACACCACACUUCUAGACUACACUUCCACAAAGGGCGCCAUUCUUGCCUUCACUCGGGGACUGGCUCUUCAGCUUGUCAAGCGCGGAAUUCGAGUAAAUGCGGUAGCGCCAGGCCCAAUUUGGACGCCGCUCAUUCCAGCAUCAAUGGGUCAAGGAUCGCCUGAGAAGAUGAAAUCCUUCGGUUCGCAAUGCCCAAUGGGCCGUGCUGGUGAGCCAGAGGAAAUCGCAACGGCGUAUGUUUUCCUUGCUUCAGAGGAUUCCUCUUACUUCACUGGCCAAACCCUGCACCCGAACGGUGGAAUAGUUGUGAACGCAUAAGCACCAACGAAAAAUUGCAUCACUUAGUGGGAAUUACGAAUUUGUUCGGUAAACAGAGUUAUGAACGUGCUAUCAAUUGCCGGCAUAAUUAGAGCUGCAGCAUGAGCUGAAAAUGCUGUGUAUUUGUGUAAACCUGUAAAUGGGUAUAUCAAAGGUUCAUCAUGAUGAGAUCUGAGUUCAAUUUGCA
Messenger RNA from Physcomitrium patens, 1303 nucleotides. RefSeq names its product NADPH-dependent aldehyde reductase 1, chloroplastic. Gene Ontology annotation, molecular function: oxidoreductase activity. The record is from RefSeq and is a predicted model, not a curated record. NCBI's taxonomy places the organism in Eukaryota, Viridiplantae, Streptophyta, Bryopsida, Funariales, Funariaceae.